UGUACUGCUUCCGUAUAUCGUUUAACCAUGUAGGUUCAUGGUUUAACAGUGUGUAUUUUUCAUUUGUUGUCACAUCAUCAGCGGUGUAUAUCCAACCCAGAGAGAAUCAUCUAAGAUAGAAAGAGGCAUGAAGGGCGGGACCAAGUUAUGUGUCUCAGCAACCGUAGCAGCAAUGGGCGUGGUCAUCGCAGUGAUAGGCGUGUCAUUUCUUCAUUUCUUCCCUGUCAUCUUCGAUGAAACAUUGAAGAAGCAAACCCGACUCGUGGAGGGGAACAUGGGGUAUGAGAUCUGGAAGAACCCACCUGCCGAUAUCUAUGUUGACUUCUACGUAUGGCACCUUGAAAACCCACUAGAGGUAGAGAAAGGUGCUAAACCUAAUGUCACACAGAGAGGACCAUAUACAUACAAAGAAAACCGGUCCAAGGAGUUUAUCCAGGAUAAUAAGAAUGGAACAUUAUCCUACAUCCAGCCACAGCGGUUCAUCUUUGAUCCUGUCCAUUCUGUAGGGGACCCCAAGAUUGAUAACUUUACAACCAUCAACAUGCCCCUCCUGACAAUCGUCAACCAUCUCCAGUACAUGCCUGAGAACUACCGGUACCUGUUCGACAUGAUAGCGACCAUGGUAGAGAAACAUCUCCACGCUACACAUACCGUUCAUGACUUCAUCUGGGGUUACUUCAGUCCUCUGCUCUUCCUUGCCAAGAUGCUGGAACCCGAUAUGGUGCCCAAGGAUUCUUUUGGAAUAUACAUUGGGAAGAACACUACAUAUGAUGGAAUAUACACCGUUUAUGACGGAGUGAGAAAUUACACUGAAACCAACGAAAUCGAGAAGUGGAAAGGAAUGGAUAGAGUCUCGUAUUGGACUACGAAGUAUGCUAACAUGAUCAAUGGCACAGAUGGUACUUACUUUGGACAAUUUUUAUCGAAGGAGGAAAAGGUUUACAUUUUUGUUUCAGACAUUUGUCGCUCAGUGUACGCGACAUUUAAACAAGACAUGGAAACUCGACGAAUUCCAACAUGGCGAUACACUGUACCCAAGCCUGUGUUUGAUAACCAUUACGUAGAACCAACCAAUUCUGCAUUCUGCACACCAGACAAGAAGAGCUGUUUACCAGGCGGAAUCCUCAACAUCACCGAUUGCCAGUUUGGAGCUCCAAUCUAUUUCUCAUCGCCGCAUUUUCUCUACUCGGAUGAUGAAGUUUUAGACAUGAUAAACGGAGUCCAUCCUAAUGAGACACUGCAUCAAACAUUUGUUGAUAUAGAACCGUACUCUGGAGCUCCUUUAAAGGUUGCGAAGCGAAGCCAAAUAAACACAUACAUCCGUAGCUAUGAUUUCAUCGAGUUUUACAAGGAAGUACCAGAAGCCUAUUUACCCCUCGUUUGGAUGGAAGAGAGAAGCUUCGUUACCAAGGAAGCGGCUAGUCAACUUGAGCAGCAGUUAAUGUUACCUCUGGCUAUAGGAAAAUAUGUACCGUGGACAGUCUUCAGCUUCGGACUCUUACUAGUGCUGGUAGGGGUAGGUUGUUCUUGGCGCCAAAGGAAAGAAUGGAAGGGGUCCGACGGCUUAAAUGUAAAUACAUUGAUGACGGACGAAGACGGGUAACCAGUGAUGGACUACAUGUGAUUAUAGCUUCCCAACAAUACAAUGGCGUUUCCAGCACACAGCAAGGGAAGAGGGCGCUACUAUUUACGCUGGUUGCACUAUUGGUACCACCAAGUGUUUUCAAGGAAGUUGAAAAGAUGUGUUUUGAUUUCAUAUGGAAUGGACAUGAUAAGAUAAAAAGGAAUAUUUUAUAUUUGAACUAUGAUAAAGGGGGUUUGAAAAUGUUGAAUUUCAAGUACAUGAUCUAUGCUCAGCGUGUAGUGUGGAUUAAGAAACUGCUCGGUGGCAAUAAUGACAUGAAAUGGAAACAAUUUUUCGAAUAUAUAUUCAGAACGGUAGGAGGAAAGUUAAUAUUUCUUUGCAAUUAUAAUCCCAAAACAAUCAAUAUUAAGGCACCCAAUAUAUACUUGGA
Molecule: messenger RNA, 2015 nt
Organism: Strongylocentrotus purpuratus (purple sea urchin)
Lineage: Eukaryota; Metazoa; Echinodermata; Echinoidea; Camarodonta; Strongylocentrotidae
Product: lysosome membrane protein 2
Exons: 12
Coding region: 128-1603 (491 amino acids)
Cellular component (GO): cytoplasm; membrane; lysosome
Molecular function (GO): scavenger receptor activity
Source: RefSeq, a predicted model, not a curated record